GGAUUACCUUUUCUAACUUCAAUUUCUGAAGAGCAGCUAUGGGACACGCAGCAGAAAUACUGAUUUUUGUCAGCGUGUUUACAAUCAACUUAAUUUUGAUGCGCAUUAUAAAUCAGGUGCAACAUGCGCCAUAUAUGGAUGAACUAUUUCAUACUCGCCAAGUUAAACAUUACUGUCAAGGGAAUUUUUCAGUGUGGGAUCCAAUGAUAACAACCCUUCCUGGUCUGUAUGUAGUAACAGUUGGAAUCUUCAAGCCUCUAAUUCUCCUCCUCGGGGUACAUUCAGUGUGUUCUGUGACAGGACUCCGUUUCAUCAACAUUUUGUUCCAGGCUGGAACGUUCUAUGUAUUGAGAGGAAUCUAUAAAACUCUCCACCCACCUUCUACAGGACAGAAGGAUGGUGGCAAGGUGGCUUUGAUGACAGCAGUGACCUUGACCUUGUUCCCUUUGCUCUACUUUUUCACCUUUUUGUACUACACAGACCCAGGUUCCACAUUCUUUGUACUGUCGAUGUAUUUGUUUCAUCUCCGUGGGAACAAAAUGUUGGCAGCUUUCAUGGGAGGACUGUCCAUUUUGUUUCGUCAGACAAAUGUUGUGUGGGUCAUCUUUGUGGCUGGGCUAACAGCAACAGACAUUGUUCAGGAAUGGAUGGAAAAGCAUUCUCAUGUCAAGAAGAAAGACAAGACAUGGACUCCUAAAACAGAUGGACAAACCGUCCAACACUUUCUACAUUUUCUGUUUGUGGACUUGAAGUCCACACCACAGAAUCUCUUGAAUCUGGUUGGACAAGUAUUCGUGCAAUGUUUUUAUUACAUCAUCCUUAUUGGACUGUUUGGCACAUUUGUUUACAUGAAUGGGGGAAUUGUAGUGGGUGAUAAAUCUCAACAUGAAGCGUGUGUCAACUUCCCCCAGAUAUUUUAUUUUGUUUCAUUUACAGUGUUGUUUUUAUCACCAUACAUGAUCAGUCCAUCCUAUAUCAUCAACUUCAUCCGAUACUCAAUAAAUCACAUCUUUUUAUCAGCAGCAUUUGUAGCAGUGUCAUAUGUCCUUGUAAACAGAUAUACCUAUGUUCACCUGUACCUAAUAUCAGACAAUAGACAUUACACAUUCUACAUUUGGAACAAAGUCUAUGAGUCUCGUAAAAUACCACACGUCAGAUACAUUUUAAUUCCAGCAUAUUACUUCGGAAUUUUCUCCUUGAUGAAAACUAUGAAACACAAGAAUGUAUUUUGGAAGAUUGUUUUCACAAUAUGUUUAUUGGCAGCUACAAUACCACAAAAGUUAUUAGAAUUUCGUUAUUUUAUUUUGCCAUAUAUUAUAUAUAGACUAAACCUUAAGUAUGUAACUUGGAGAGAGAUGGUGUUAGAAGUGUUGAUAUAUGUUGCAGUGAAUGCCUUCACCAUUUACAUGUUUAUUGCUAGACCAUUUAAGUGGGGCGAUCAUGCAGAAUUACAGCGCUUUAUGUGGUAGUUUAGUCCCUAUUUCAGUCUGCUCUUCUUUGAAUAGCAUACUUGUACACAUGUUUAUUAUCACACACGGGUACAUGUAGUCUAAGUUACUUUGCUGAAGAGUGUAAAUGUAGGACCUGGUCAAUAUGUUCCUAAAUAAGUCAUUCACACGAUUUAGAGCAGGCAUAUGAUUACGAGUAUAGAACUAUUUUGAAUUGUCUGAAUCUAUAUUUGUCUGAUAAACACAUUCCAGAAUGUUGAUCAUCAGAUUGAGUGUAUGCAAUAUAAAUAAAGGUGAAAAAAAUGUAA
This is a messenger RNA of Ostrea edulis (European flat oyster), 1756 nucleotides long. RefSeq names its product putative Dol-P-Glc:Glc(2)Man(9)GlcNAc(2)-PP-Dol alpha-1,2-glucosyltransferase. Gene Ontology annotation, biological process: protein N-linked glycosylation; dolichol-linked oligosaccharide biosynthetic process. The transcript is spliced from 3 exons. Gene Ontology annotation, molecular function: dolichyl pyrophosphate Glc2Man9GlcNAc2 alpha-1,2-glucosyltransferase activity. The coding region runs from base 39 to 1469 and encodes 476 amino acids. Gene Ontology annotation, cellular component: endoplasmic reticulum. The record is from RefSeq and is a predicted model, not a curated record. NCBI's taxonomy places the organism in Eukaryota, Metazoa, Mollusca, Bivalvia, Ostreida, Ostreidae.